Penaeus chinensis is the source of this 6604-nucleotide messenger RNA. Its product is annotated as myosin-IIIb-like. Bases 636 to 5393 code for a protein of 1585 amino acids. Gene Ontology annotation, cellular component: myosin complex. Gene Ontology annotation, molecular function: cytoskeletal motor activity; ATP binding; protein binding. Gene Ontology annotation, biological process: protein phosphorylation. The record is from RefSeq and is a predicted model, not a curated record. The transcript is spliced from 33 exons. Lineage: Eukaryota; Metazoa; Arthropoda; Malacostraca; Decapoda; Penaeidae.
AGCGGCUGCGUUGAUGUCUCUCAGUGUAACGCGGGGAACCGUGUGUGGUAGACGUGGAGGGUGUGUGCACGCCGCUGUUUACAGAAGUGAAAAAAAAUGUAAAUAUCCCGUGAAAAUUCGUAUCCUACCUCUGUGCCAUAAAAAAAACAAAACAUUUAUUCUUAAGUACAACAAAUUAUUUAUAACCACGACCGAAAGAUAAAAAACAAACAAAACAAAAGGAAAAUACAUAAAAAAAAACAAAAGGACUGUAGAUCAUUUUGUGAUUUUACGAGUUUAUAAUUACAAUUACUGAUCGCUUAAAUCACAAGAACAUUAACUCCCAUACGUCGAGAAAUAAGGAAAGAUUAAAUCAGUUUUGAGAAACAGACAAUCCGGAGAGAAAUUCUUUUCAAAUCCCACCAAGAUUAAAGGAUCUUCAAGAUUUUCGUCAAGAAUUUCGAGGAAGGGGGCCAGCGGCUUAGUCGAAGAGACAGAAAUCAUUCUUUCACUCUAGUCAUGCAACAAAGAAUGCGCAAGAACUCGAAGGACAUUGUUUUAUUCAAGAACCAUGCUAGCUCCAAGGAUAAUGACGUCAGCGGAGCAUCACUAGGUGGAGCUGAGAGGACAUAGUCAUAAUUCUACUCGAGAAGAUCAUGGUGUCAUUAAUUCAUGCAGUAGAUACCCCACCACCUGCCAAGAUGUCGUACAUGGGCAUGAGCCAGCACAUCGACUUCGACAACCUGCCUGACCCCAACACGCGCUACGAACUCCUAGAGGUCAUCGGCGAGGGCACGUAUGGCGAGGUCUUCGCUGCCAAGGACCAUGAGACGGGCGGCAUGGUCGGCAUCAAGAUCAUGGAGAACAUCGGGGAGAACCUUGAGGAGAUCGAGGAGGAGUUCCUGAUCCUCCGCGACCUCAGCCUCCACCCGAACCUGCCGGCCUUCCACGGGAUCUUCCUCAAGCGCGGCAACAAGCAGGAGGAGGACCAGGCGUGGAUCGUCAUGGAGCUUUGUCCCCGAGGUUCAGUGACAGACCUUGUUCAAGCACUCAUAAGACGAGGCCAGAGACUGACGGAACAGCAGCUUGGUUACAUUCUCAAGGAAACCAUUGAUGCCAUGGCAUACCUGCACCAGAACCACUGCAUGCACCGUGACAUCAAGGGCCACAACAUCCUCCUGACCGACCAAGGGGCCAUCAAGAUCAUCGACUUCGGCGUCAGUUCCCACCUGUCCUCGACGUGGGGCAGACGCAACACUUCCGUUGGAACGCCUUACUGGAUGGCUCCUGAGGUCAUCGCGUGUGAGCAGCAGCUGGACUAUAGCUAUGACGUCCGUUGCGAUGUCUGGUCCCUGGGCAUCACCGCCAUCGAGCUCGCCGACGGAGAACCGCCGCUUUCUGACGUCCACCCCAUGAGGGCGCUGUUCCAGAUACCCAGAAAUCCCCCACCAAGUGUCGAGCGUCCUAUCGAAUGGUCAGCGGAGUUCAAUGACUUCGUGGCCGAAUGUCUCGUGAAGGAUUUCGAACAGAGGGCGACGCCAAAGGAACUGCUGCUACAUCCUUUUAUAAAGGGCGUGCCUAAUAACCCGGAGGAGAUCCGCCGCCAGCUGACCCAGCUGCAGGACGACCUCAGGACGAAGAACCAGAUGGUGCAGAAGAACCCCGAGGCCACGAUCAAGGGCGGGGCGCUGAAGGCGGACCGGAAGACCAAGAGGACGCCCAUUUGGAUGGAUGACCUGGCCAGCAUGGAGAAGCUGUCGGAGGAGAUCAUCGUCGACCACCUGAACCGGCGCUACGACACCAACCAGAUUUACACGUACAUGGGAGACAUCCUCAUCGCGGUCAACCCCUUCAAGGAGAUUGGGGUUUACGGAGAGAAGGAAUCUCGAAUGCACCGCGGUAUGGGCAAGAGCGAGAACCCUCCUCACAUCUACGCCAUGGCAGACAACAGCUACCACACGAUGCUGCAUCAGAAGCAACAGCAGUGCAUCGUUAUAUCGGGGGAGUCGGGAGCCGGGAAGACGGAGAGCGCUAAUUUCCUGCUCAAACAGCUGGUCACGCUCGGCAAGGCACCCAACAGAAACCUCGAAGACAAGAUCCUGUUAGUAAACCCCAUCAUGGAAGCCUUCGGGAACGCCAAGACGGGAAUUAAUGACAAUUCCUCGAGGUUCGGCAAAUACCUGGAGCUGACGUACACGCGCCUCGGCAAAGUCACGGGAGCCAAGAUUUCCGUUUACCUCCUGGAGCAGUCGAGGGUGGUUCACCAGGCGAACUCUAACAUGGUUUCCAGGGGCGAGCAGAAUUUCCACAUCUUCUACUACCUGUACGACGGUCUUGAAGCCGAGAACAAGCUGAUGCAAUACAGUCUUGACAAGAGCAAGCGAGAUAAACAUCGAUAUCUUGCUGGUGCGGCGUGGAGUAAGGAGAAGAGUGAGGCGGCCGUACAGCAAUUCAACAAGGUGGUCGAGGGUUUCACGUCCCUAGGCUUCCGAGACGACGAGCUGGACUCCGUGUACAGGAUCCUGGCGGCGAUCAUCAACCUGGGCGACGUCGAGUUCUAUCAGACGAUCGAUAAGGAUAACAUGGAGCAGGCGGCGGUCAAAAAUGUGGAGCAGAUUAAGAUCGUAUCAGAACUCCUGGGCAUCGACCCGGCGGACCUCGCGGACGCCCUGACCUCCAACAGCGUGGUGACGAAGGGCGAGAUCAUCACGAGGAACAACACCGUGGAGGAGGCUGUGAGCACGCGGGACGCCAUGGCCAAGGCGAUGUACGGGAGGCUCUUCGACUGGAUCGUCAAUAACAUCAAUCGGCUGUUGUCCUUCUGCAGGAUUGUGUACGGAGACAGUUUAGCCGUGGGUCUCCUCGAUAUCUUCGGCUUCGAGAACUUCGAGAUCAACUCCUUCGAACAACUGUGCAUCAACAUAGCCAACGAGCAGAUCCAGUAUUUCUUCAAUCAACAUAUCUUCACGUGGGAGCAGCAGGAGUACAUGUCGGAGGGAAUCGAGGUGAAUAUCGUGGAAUUCGCCGACAACCGACCUAUCCUGGACAUGUUUUUGGCCAAGCCGAUGGGCCUCCUCGCUCUGCUGGACGAGGAGAGUCGGUUCCCACAAGCGAGUGAUCAGUCCCUUGUUGACAAAUUCCACAGCAACAUCAAAUCUCAGUUCUACGUGAAGCCCAAAGCCCAGAGCCUCGACUUCACCGUGCGCCACUUCGCCGGGAAAGUCUCCUACAACUCCGACAAGUUCCUGGAGAAGAAUAAGAACUUCCUGCCCACCGAAGUGAUUCAGUUGUUCAGACAGAGCGCUCAUGAUGUUAUAAGAUUCCUGUUCCAGUGCCCGCUGACCAAGACGGGCAACCUGUACUACGCCACGCCCCGCGCCUCCCCCCGCGGCACCAUAAGCGACAGGCCCAAGUCCCGCCAUGGCAGCACCAAAACACAGUACGACAGCCGCGGCCUCGCCUCGCAGACGAAGGCGCAGCAGACAGUGGCCACCUACUUCAGGUACUCGCUCAUGGAUCUCCUGCAGAAGAUGGUGAACGGGACGCCGCACUUCGUCAGGUGCAUCAAGCCCAACGACGAGAAGCUUCCGAAUAAGUUUGAUAGCAAGAAGGUACAACGUCAGCUGCGUUACGCGGGCGUGAUGGAGACCGUCAGGAUCCGGCAGCACGGCUACUCGCAUCGCAUUCCCUUCGCCGAGUUCCUGCGCAGAUACUGCUUCCUGGCCUUCAACUUCGACGAGCGCGUGACAGCCUCGAAGGAGAACUGCCGCCUCCUCCUCAUCCGCCUCAAGAUGGACGGCUGGGCGAUCGGCAAGACGAAGGUGUUUCUCAAGUACUACCACGUGGAGUACUUGGCCAAGAUGUAUGAGAAGCAGAUCCGGCGCGUGAUCCAGGUGCAGGCGUGCGUCCGGCGGUGGCUGGCCCGCGUCAGGUACCAGAAGCAGAAGUGGGCUCUCGCGCGCUCCGUCAUCACGCUCCAGAGGUACACACGAGGCUGGAUCAUCCGCAAAAAAUACCAAGAUGAAAUUCACAAACCCAUCCCCCCACCCCCCACCCAGAAGGCCCCGGCCCCCCCACCGCCCACCGAGAAGUCGCAGCAAAAGGACGCAGCGCAAUGGAUGAAGGCGAAGAUGAUGGGCGCCCUUGGAGCUCAGUCCUCGCUCGACGGCGAACCCAAGAAGGAGGCGAAGAGGGAGGCCCCGAAGCCGCCCAAGACGCCGAAGACGAAGGAGACCAUGUCGGAGGAGGAAGCGGCCGUUAUUAUCCAGUCUCAUUUCCGCGGACACCUGACGCGGCUGGAGUGGGGACCGGCCCUUGAGGAGAGACUGAAAAAGUUGGUUGAGAAACAUAUUGAUAACGCGGAAGAGGCUUCUAAAGCUCUGGAGGCGGAGGGCCUGUCACCGGAGGAGGCGGCGAUGAUUAUCCAGAAGUUCUGGGGAAAACACAAGAAGGAGAAGAAGAAGAAGGAGGAAGAGAAGGAGAAGGAGACUCUCGAACCCAAGAAGGAAGUGGGACGCUACACCAACAGCAAGAAAAUGAUGAGUCUCAUUAUGUUCUCGGAAAAGGUGCACAUGUCCAACCAGGAAACCCACAAGUACCUCCGACGCCACAAGGCCGGGAUACGCCUGGAGGAGAUCAAGGCCGCGCCCAAGGACUACCAGAGGCCCAAGGGCUUCGACCACAUCCCGCAAGUGAUCCACGAGCAGCGCAAGAGAGGAGCUCCGCAGGCCCCGAUUUCCGCCAACCGACCUGUCAUCAAGAUCACUUCAACGGACGAAAAAAUCUCCGAAUAUUACGAUUUCUUGCAAGAGGAAAUGAGAAGUCCUACACCGGACUUUAACCCCGAUACCCCCUGGGACGCGCCCCUGGCUUCGAAAAUCCAGCGUCCAUUCCGGCCGAGAGCUGUUGGAACCAAGGAGAAUGUUAAGAGCCGCGUCAGCCCCGUCAGCCCCGUCAGCCCCGAGACCACCGUGAGCCCCGAGAGCCCCGAGAGCUCCGAGAGCCCCGAGAACAAAGUGGACCUUCGGCAGGAGAAGAUGAAGGUGCUGAAGGAGGGUCUGGUUAAUCAGAACAUGGCCAAUCAGGAGAAAUCGGAAGAGCAUUUAGUCAAGUGGAAAGGCGCGGUAGCGUUCGGCGCCGGCGUUCCCCCGCCCGAGCUGGUGCCUAAGGGGCGCGUGACCCCAACCACCAACAUGAAAGCGGCUUCGGAGCUCCGCCAGAUGCUUCGCUCGAACGGGGCAUCGGCCAAAGCGAAGGCCCCGCCGCCUCCUGCCCCCGCAGGCCCCGGCAAGGUUUCGACUGACGACGACGCUGGUCCUUACAACUUCAGACAGUUACUGAGGAAGACCAACUACGCUCCUACAGAUACUAUUAGGAAGAGGCAACUAAAGAGGGACGGAGUCAAUGGAGAGUAAGCAAGCAGUACGCCCAACCCCAAGAUACAACAUCCUUUCAAGAUAUUUGUUUUUAACUCUGACUCUGGGUUAAAGGCAGAUAUUUGCAGAAUUCUGUUAUUGUUGUUGUUGUUAUUGUUGUUGUUUCUCAAUCUGAACCCCUCUCCCCCUCAUUCCCUUUAUCCUCAGCCUCCCAACCAUUAAAGUCAUAGCCAUCUAUAUAUACACUUUUGGCAUAUAUAUAGAUCCUUUUUUCCAAAUAGAUUGAUGCUAUUGGUAGUAGUUGUCUUGAGAAUUAUGUCGAUAGAUUUGAUAAUAUGACAACAGUUGCAUCACUGUAAAGAAAAUUUUAUCAAUAGACUUUGAUUUGUGUUUCAUAAUCGCCCAUUUAAAUGAACUGUAGAAUGUCUUCAAUAUAGGGUUAUUCCCCCCAAUAAUGAUUGUAUAUGUGUUCUAUUAUACAUAUUCCGUCGUUAUAUUUUUCGUUAUUCAUACUUUUGAAGAAAGAAAUUCGUGUACCGUAGCAGUGAAAAAGAAGAGUAUUGUAGUUGUGAAAAAUUGAGUUAUGCAUUGGAAAAAGAAGGGUUUAUAUACUAUAGUUGUAAAAAAAAAAGUUUAUGAAUCGUAGAGGUUAGCUGAGAGGAAGGAAGGUAGUUGUGAAAUGUUUUAUGAAACGUAGCAGUGAAAAAGGAAGGGCUAAUGUACUGUAGCUGUGAAUAAAGAGGUUUUAUGUUCCGUAGCAGUGAAAAAAGGAGGGAUAUGUGUACUGUGAAAAAUUAAAUAGGUCCAUGUAGAGGUCUUAUUUAUUAUGUUUAUAGCGGUGAAAAAAAGAGAUUUACGUAGGUGGUUUUCAUGCUAGUCAUUUUGCUCUCAAUUCAAAGAGCUCUUAAUAUUAAUGAUUAUCACUUUCUGAUUUAUCCCGUUUGGUCUGUGAACGAGAAGAUUUUGUUAGACAAAAUGCCUUAUUAAAAAAAAAUUGUCUUUAUUUAGGUUUCUCAUUAUAACAUUAUGCAUUCAGAUUGAUCUAAUGGCAUUCAUUCGAAAGACAGAUUAAAUAUGAAUUAUUUGUUUUAUAUUUUAUGAAACGAAGAUAUUCCGAUUUAUUAAGACAAUACUCUUAUGUGUCUGCAUGUGUUAUAAUUACCUUCAAUGACUGAAAAUUUUUGGAUGAAAAAGGCUUGUGUGAGAGAACAGUAUGUCAGCUUUUAUCCCAAUAAAGAACAUUAUCAAAG